GUCGCCAUCAUUGAGCAGCAGACCCAGGUACGCCAGCAAAACGAAUACAUCGAUCACCUGGUUAUCGGAUUAGACCCAGCUGAGCUACAAAAAGCGAGUAUCAAAGUCGAAGGCGACGUCGGCGCCUUUUGGUCAACUGAUCCACGUUUUUCGACCCUGAUCCAUUCCAUGAAUAUCUGUAGUGGCGGUGAUCAGGGAGCCGAUGGCGACACCAGUUCCAUCCUGAUGCGACUAAAAGCGGCUGGAGCAGAAUCACCGGCAAAAGCGAUAUAUCUAGUACGCAACCAGUUUAUCGCAAAGCUAUCUCGAUUAUUCUUAAUCGACGAGGCCGAGUUUUCCGCGGAUGAAAAUGCCGAACGCUCAAUAGUGAGCUACGGUAUUGACAGCAUGAUUGGAGCCGAACUGCGAAAUUGGAUCUUCAAAGAGUUGACCUUGGAACUUGCUUUUCAUCAACUUUUCAGUUCUUCUCUUACCAUUUCAAGGUUUUCGGAGCUCGUCUGA
Messenger RNA from Bipolaris maydis ATCC 48331, 501 nucleotides. RefSeq lists its product as uncharacterized. The record is from RefSeq and is a predicted model, not a curated record. Lineage: Eukaryota; Fungi; Ascomycota; Dothideomycetes; Pleosporales; Pleosporaceae.